AUGGACCGUCGGGGCGCGGCCGGACGCGCGCGAGCGAGGACGCCGCGCGGGGGGAACGCGGGCGCGGGCGGCGGCGGCGGCGGCGGCGGCGGGCGGCGCGCGACGGAUCGCUCGGCAUCGCCCGCGUCGACGUCGACGGAUGAGAGCUCGGGGAGAGACCCGGAUUUUGGGCUCGAUCGAGCGACGUACAGGGCGAACGUGCGAAACGGCGUGGCGUCGAACGAGGCGCUGCGUCUGUGGCUCAAGCGACGAGAGAUGUGGGUGAAUCGAGGUCGAACGCGCCAGCGCGCGCGCGACGGCGGGCGGACGAUUCCGAGGUCGGCGUCGUACGAUUCUUUACUCGGCGCCGUCCCCGCGUCGACGUUUCCGCGACCGAUUCCUCUGGCGGAGAUGGUGCGCUUCUUGAGCGCGUGUUGGGAGACGGGCGACGGCUCGUGA
Ostreococcus tauri is the source of this 438-nucleotide messenger RNA. RefSeq names its product Domain of unknown function DUF4050. The coding region runs from base 1 to 438 and encodes 145 amino acids. The record is from RefSeq and is a predicted model, not a curated record. The transcript has a single exon. Lineage: Eukaryota; Viridiplantae; Chlorophyta; Mamiellophyceae; Mamiellales; Bathycoccaceae.